Messenger RNA from Geodia barretti, 912 nucleotides. The record is from the annotation of a GenBank genome assembly. Lineage: Eukaryota; Metazoa; Porifera; Demospongiae; Tetractinellida; Geodiidae.
AUGGAUUACCAGUACAUUCUGUCAGAAAAAGAGCGUGUCUCCAAGUGGGAGGGCAGCGGUGACCGGCGUCACGAAAAGGUCGGUCAUGUGGCGUUUCUGACGAUGAACCGGCCGGAAGUGCUCAACGCCAUGAACCGGCAGCUGACCGAGGAGCUUCACGACGCCGUAAGGUGCGCCAACGAAGACCCCGAGAUCGGGUGCAUUGUAGUCACCGGCGCCGACACGCACCCGCGCGUCCCGGCAUUCACCGCCGGCGGAGACAUCCACGAGCAGCGCGAGGACCAGGCGGCGCUGAACUCAGGGUCGCUGACCACGGAUGCCAUGGACAGUCGCUCGGCACGCCGGCAAAGGGGUGGUUACGAGGUCAGCGCAUCCGAUAAGCCGGUGAUCGGGAUGAUCAACGGGCUGGCCUACGGCGGCGGCGCGGUGCUGUCCUCGUCGCUGGACAUCCGGAUCGGUUCAGACGCCGCGCGGUUCCGGUUCCUGGCCGCGGCGUACGGCAGGAUCAACUCGACGUGGACGCUCACGAACCAGGUGGGCUGGCCGCAGGCGAAGGAAUUGCUGUUCACGGCCAGGAUCAUCGAAGCGGAAGAGGCGUACCGCAUCGGAUUGCUCAACCACCUGGUGCCAUCCUACCGGCUGCGGCAGAAGACAAUGGAGAUGGCCGCCGAAAUCGCCACCAACGAUACGCCCUCGGUGAUAGGCAUCAAGCGACUCCUGCUGCAGCACAAGGGCGAGAGCCUGGAGCAGCAGUGGAUGAACGAAAAGGAUUUCACCACCAACGUACUACGGGGCACCCUGGCGGAAGAAGCGUUCCCGGAAUUCUUGGCCCGUCGUGGACGACCGGUGCGCGGCGCAUAACGGGAAACGGUUACCAGAAUCGAAAACGCUCCCCGCAGUGGGGAGCGUUUU